UUUUCAAUCGGAAAAUCGUUGCUCAAGAUGACAAUUAAUCCGACUGAUUACGUCUAUGAAGAGCCCCCACUCACGCCUGAUGGAAGAGUUCAAUUUUUGGGGCCCGAAACUGUCAAGUACAUUUCUCCACGAAGAGUGGAGGUUAUGCGGCAACAUAUCAGACCAGAGAUUUCUCAAUAUUCUCAACAACAACCGCCACCAUAUUAUUCAUCUCAAGUCUAUCCAUCAGUUCCAUCUGCUCCACCAAUUCAACCACAGCCUCAAAUGGUUCCAGUUUCAAUGCCAAUGGUUCAACAGCAGUACAUGAUGCCCCAAAUGGCUCAAAUGAUGCCUCAGCAAAUUGUUAUGCAGCAACCGAUCAUGACAACUGCAGGACCACAGAUGAUGAUGACUCAGAUGGCUCAAAUGGCCAAUCCAGUGCAGCUUGUCUCACCUCAACCGCCUGUCCAAGCCCCACCGCAACAGCAGGCGUCGCCAGCUAUAACUCUGUGCGUUAACCAGUCUCCACAAAUUGGUGGAUCUCCCGGAGGAGGUGUGGGUGCACUCGUCUGUCCGAAAUGUCGAAAAGGAAUCAUCAUGCGAAAACAAGAUCGAUUGAGAAAGAAGAUUUUGAUGUGCCUUGCCGUGUGCUGCUGUCCUCUGACAUGUUGUCUCCCACUCAUUUGCAUUUGUUGCAACUACGUUGACGCUUGUGGAGCCUGUGGCAAAAAAUAUGGGCACCGUGGAAGGAAGAACGCAAAAACCAAAGUGAAUGCAGUUAAAUUGUGAAUUUGAAACAUGUCUUGUUUGAAAAUAGUAUAUAUUUUUCUUUAUUAUGGCACCAAUUUCCCACUACUAACUCCUAUGUAAAACUUUAAUUCACUUUUCAGUUAACAUUAUUGCAUUUUUUAUACUUUGUUCUAUUGUUUGCCAAAUUCACCAUAUCAAUUGUUGUUGAAAAUCUCAAAACAUCUGUCAGAAUUAGAUGAAAAAUGUCAUCAUC
Messenger RNA from Caenorhabditis elegans, 982 nucleotides. RefSeq names its product LITAF domain-containing protein (gene C30F12.4). NCBI's taxonomy places the organism in Eukaryota, Metazoa, Nematoda, Chromadorea, Rhabditida, Rhabditidae. The coding region runs from base 28 to 768 and encodes 246 amino acids. The record is from RefSeq and is marked reviewed. The transcript is spliced from 5 exons.